GCCCCGCCCCGGGCAGUGGGGCCAUGCGGGGCCCGGCGCUGCCGCUCGCCCGCCGAGCCGGGGCCGGGCUGGGGCUGGGGCUGGGCCGGGCGGCCGGGCAGGACCCGGGGCAGCUGGAGAAGAAGGCGAAAGGGAAGCUCCAGAAGCAGAUCUGCCAGGUGGUUCUGGAUCACUUCGAGAAGCAGUACACGGCAGAGCUGGGAGAUGCAUGGAGCACUGUCAGAGACGUGCUGACCUCGCCGUGGUGCUGGCAGCACGCCGUGCUGCUGAACAGGUUCAGCCAGAGCCCUGGCCUGGAGAGCAGCCUGGCUGAGCAGGGAUACCGUCCUGCCUUCCCAGCAGCCCUGCCCUACCUCCCUGCAGCCUUCAGGUGUUACAGCAGGGCAGCUCCUGGCAGAUUCCCUGCCCAGAAGCACCAGCCUGGCAGGCUGAAGGAGUAUUACCUGCUCAACGCUGCCUCGCUGCUGCCCGUGCUGGCCUUGGAGGUGAAGGAUGGGGAGCGUGUUCUGGAUCUCUGUGCUGCACCAGGGGGCAAAUCUGUAGCUAUGCUGCAGUGUGCCUGCCCAGGUUAUUUUCACUGUAAUGAAUAUGAUGAUUUGAGGUCAAGAUGGUUGGAGCAGACAAUAGAAUCCUUCAUCCCAGAUCCUGUCAUUAACUUGAUAACAGUCUCUAAACUGGAUGGUAGACAGAUUGGAGAUCUUCAGCCUGAAUUUUAUGACAAGGUCCUGGUUGAUGCUCCUUGUUCAAAUGACAGAAGCUGGCUCUUCUCUGCUGACCCUCAGCAAGCUGUGCUCAGGCUCAUGCAAAGGAAGGAGCUGUCCUCCCUGCAAUUCCAGCUUCUAAGGUCUGCUGUCGAAGCCCUGCGUCCUGGUGGCUCCUUGGUCUAUUCCACGUGCACCCUCUCCAGGGCAGAAAACAGUGAUGUGAUCAAUCUCAUCCUGAGCUCCUGCAGCAAUGUGGUGCCUGUGGACAUAAGUGGGAUGGCCAGAGGUGUUUCCCAGGAAUUCACUUUCCUCAGUGGAAUGCAGCAGCAUGAACUGCUGGUUCUCCCAGAGAAAGGGAGAGCGUGGGGUCCCAUAGUGCUGUGGAGUUGGUUUUUUUCUUCUGUUCUGGCUGGUGACAGGAAUUUGGUGAGCACAUGUGGCGUGAGAAGGGAAAAGCAGAAAGGAUGGAGGCAGGCCCUGUAGAGGUGAGGGGCAAAAUUUGCACAUGUCGGCAAGUACUGUCCCCUCAAAGGCACUUCUUGAAAAGGCUUCUUGUCCAUUCAGGUAUCUCUUGGAUACUUCUGACUUCUGCUCCCCUUCAUUACAAGGCUGCAAUAUUUUUCCUUUUUUCACCUAUUUUUUUUUCUCAGGUAAUUGUAAUUUAAUUCCUUGCCAUGUCCUUCCUCCUCUUUCCUGAGCAAUGCUGAUGGAGAUGGGAUGGAAAACAAAUCAACCUUUCUAUCAUAGAAGAAAUUGCAGCCCCAGGCAAGUUGAGGGCAGGAAAAGGACCAAUUUUUGUUGCAUUGGGGAGUCCCAGAGAAAUCUUCAUGAUCUCUAAUGAAGAUUAGAGAUCCACAGUUGUAUGUGUAGCACACACCAGAGCAGCACCGUAGAGGCAACAGAGAGCUCUGGAGUUCAGCUGCUCCUUUUCUGCCAUUCCCUUUUCCAGCAUCCAAAAAGUCACUUCCCUGUGUCAGGAGGGUUGGCACAAUAAGAAACUGGAAAGCCUUAUCUAAAGGCAAUUUCAGUAUUUACCAAAUUUUAUCCUUUAUUCAGUGGCGUCUGACGCAGUUCAAUUAUGGCUUGUCAAAAGCAUUCUCCACUGUGGAGUGGAGUGGAAAAACAGAUUACACAGUGUGUGUGGGCUGGUGCAGUGACCAGGGGACUCAUGAGCUCUUGGCUGUCUCAGUAAGGUGUGGGAAGGGAAGGGUGAAGGAGGGGCAGAAUGAAAAGAUCAGGACUACAGCAGUGGGUGAAAAAUGUGAAAUACUGUGGCUUUUAGCAUGGAAGAGCAGCAGUGGCUGCAGCCUGUUCAGGAAAAGCUCUGUGAGUGGAGAGGGGAGAGAGCCACAGGUGCUGGGCUGGGAGGAUCCCCUCAUUUCAUUUGACUGCCUUAGAAUGAGAAUUGAGGACAUCACUUGUGAAAACUGCAGUGGGAUCGCUUUAAAUUUGCAGGAUCUGUAACCCACCUAUAAGCAUUUAAAUCAAGCAUGUCUACCUGCUUCUUGCCAGGCAAACAGCUGUAUUGGUAGAUGUUCCUGUCAGAAAAAUUAAUUUGGUGAGUGGGAGGAAAAUUUCAGAAUCAGGCCUUGCUGUAUUAGAAUUUGGUGUACUUCUAAGCUGAUGUAACUUUAUGCAGUAUUGGCUAUAAAUGAGAUUCUUUGCUCUGGGGGAAAUUGGAACAGCACCUGCUGGUAGUCUCUUAACUUCCAGGGAAAAGUGAAAUUUGGAGUUUUCUGUUUGCCAAACCUGGCUCAGAGCGCACAGGGCACACAGUCACUGGUCACAGCUUUUAGAUGUCACCCCACCACGUGAUUCCUGACUAAAGACUGGUGUUUAUCACUUGUCAGAAAAUGUUUUCCUUCUCUGAUCUUCCUGUCUGCAUCCUAUGACUUGAGGUCAAGGUCUCCUGACCUUGGAAGUUUUUAUUUUCUUGGUAGUUUUACAUAGUUUUCAGCAGGGUCAAGGAUCAUGCACCUUCCACAGCUCCAUCUCAAAAAUGUUUUGUGUGCCACCAAAACAAAAUGCCUGGAUCAAAAAGUCGCAGCUGCUCUUGGGAGGGAGAGAUGGAACUUAAACCUGGGCCCGUGUUUUGUACUCCACUGAGGAAUUUCUGCUCCCUACAGCUGUGUCCAAGGUGGUUCUUCCCAUCAGUGUUUUUUGCUGUUUAUCUCUGAGAUGGUCACCAUGGUGGUGUGGUGAUGUGAGCCUUCGUGGGCUCAGAGGAAAAAGAAAUGGAUCUGCUGCCCUAAACCCUAAACAGGUAAUAAUCCUAUAGUGACAGGUGCUGCAAAUGUUGCUGCAGAACUAUUUUUUAAAAGAUGAUAAAGGCAUUAGGUGGCAGCACAGCAAUCCAAAUUUAAAUGGAGCCAGCACUUCAGCUGGUCAGUGACAUUCUCACUUUGUUCUUUCCAAAAUGAUUCUUCCCUGACACGAGGCUUUCAUCUUUAAGGACCACAAGCAUUUGGCCUGACCUCACCUCUGACAAGGCAAGUCAAAUAAAGCAGUCAGAGCAGACAAGGGGCUUGUUUGCAUGCAGUGUCAGAGCAGAUCUUGCAGCAUCCACAGCAGAUUUGGGUUGAUGCUGCUGUGUCUCAGUCCCCUGUGCUGCUCUGGGGUAAUUCUUGUACAGCAGCAUCUGUGUUGGGGAUGGGCCUGACACAAUUCCUGCUGAUUCUUCCCCUGUCUCCAGUAAAUUCCUUUGUGCUGCUGAGAUCUUUAGAGUCACAUAUCUUCAGUGAGAAUCUGGGAAUGGCUUUCAAACCACCUUUUGAUGUCAUUUGGCCAAACUUCUGUUUCAGAAUAAGUGGUGUGGUAACAUUUAUUGUAACCUGCUCAAGGUCCCUUUAUCUGAGGGUACCUCAAAAUGUAGCACAUCUUUUAGAUCUACUUUUUCCUCCUUAAUGUACUGGGUCCUUAUUGAACAUCCUACCCUAAAAAAUAUAGGGGAGACUGAGUGCUCUCUACCCUAACCAAAUCAGAGUAAAGCCCAGAAGUGUGAUGAGGCAGUAGGGAGAAAGUGGGAGAGGAGCAAAUAAGAGUAGAAAAGAAAGGUGGCUUCCUUUUUUAAUGAUUUCAACCCUAUGGAGAACCAUCCUACUACUAACGAAUGAGCAGCUCCUUCUGCCUGCAUUUGCAUGUGGUGGGCCAUGAAAAGCAGGGAAAAAUGUCACUGAUAAAAUUCUUGAAAAGUCUUUUUUAAUUGUCCCAAAGUGGAAUAAAAUGCUAAGAGUAAAUUCAGAUAUAUAUAUAUAUAUAUAUAUUUCUUUUUAUUUUGCUUUAUUGGUUUACUCUAGGAAAAAAUCUAUCUGGUCUGAAUGUGUGAAUAAGUAGCUGAUGGAAUAAUUCUUUACAGGGAGGAGAACAUGCCAGAACAUUUGAGUGGUGUAAAACAGGGCUGCAGAGAGGAUCAGAAAAGGUACGAGGAGGAGUAAUUUUGUAUUGGUGGGAAGUAGACUUAAUAGUACUUUUUUAUCUGUAAUUUUUAUGAUUCUGUGGCUAACCAGGGAAAUGUUUAAUGUUCCUUGUACAGCAAGUGAAGGUAGAAGAAGGCAAAUUGACGUCCCCAGCACUGUUAUAAUUCAUUCCAUUACUUCAACAGGGCUUUUAUAUUGUCACGCCCAUAAAGCGCCAGUGUGCACGCUCAGAGCCAAUCCAUCUUUAUAUACUGCUGCUGAUCCCAUUGAAGGCACUGGCAAAACUCCCAUCAAUUUUAAUGGCACUGGGAUAUGGCCCAUUUUGUAGAUAUACAAUGGAUAUUUCCUGCACACACCAUUUUUUGUGUGUAACGUGCUCCUCAGCCGAGGUUCAGAGAGUGUUUUAUAAAGUGGUGAAGUCACGACCAUUGAUGUAGUCUGCAGCUGAUGAGAUAAUGUGGUCUGCCUCCAAAACAGGAUUGAAAGGUUGGCAUUUAUUUAUCUACCUGUUUUUUAAUUUGUUUGGGGCACAGGAUGCAUGCAGAAUGUCUCCAUGUGUAGAGUAUUGCCUUUGAAAAAUUUGCCCAGAUAAAUUGCAGGAGGUAACUGUUUUAGAAAUAGAGGCUGCACUUGCAAGGUUAACAUUCUGCUACAGCACUUAAAAACUAGAAAGCAUCAAAGAAAAUUGAAGGCAGUAUGGAUCAGUGGGUUAGUACAUAACACAGCAGUCUGCAGCAGCAGAGGCUAAGAAAGGUCCCUUUUGAAAAGCAGCUGUUUGGAUAGCGACUCACUCAAUCAGCAAGGUACAAACAAACAACAACAACAAUUAAUUGGAUGAGUACAUUAACUCAUGCUCUAAUUGGGAAAUGUUUUGAAUGGAGGCAAGGUGCCUGUUACCUGCAGAACCCAUCAUCCUUGACCCUCUUUAAAGAAGAUGCACAGUGCAUGAGCCGUAUUUCAGUGGCUGUGAGCCUUGUUGGCCAUGCACUGAAAGCUCUGGAUUCAGAGCAGCUUUCAGCGUGUGCACAGUGGAAAUGGGAUGAGCUGCCAGGCUGAUGCUCUCACUCAGCUUCCUCUCCUCUCCAUAAAGGAUGCUGGAGAGCAGCACACGCCCAGUUCAGUGCAGGAGCAGGGUUUGCAGAAGAAUCAAACAAGAAGUUUGCAGUGUAACUAAAACUUGUAGGAGGUACCUGUGAGUACAUAAUUCAGCAGGCCUGAAUUGCCUUUAGUAUUUUUUGCAGAAUACAAAAUGCUUUAGCUUCUGAACUCAGCUUUGUUUUAGUCUAAGACAUAAGCUGCUUUCUAAAGUUAUUGAUGCUUGACCCAUGAAAUAGAAAAUUACAUGUAAAAUGGAUUUUGAGCCCAGAUUUCCCAUGCUGGAACCAAAAUACUGUAGAGUGCAACAGCUAUCUAGCAGAUCUAGUAAAAAGAAAAGUAAGGUAAUUAUAGUAAUGGCUGGAACACCGGUUUUUCAGUUAUUUCCAGGUGUUUUCAAGUGGCAGAAAACGUUGAAAAAAGAGUCUUAAGAGUGUUGGGAACAGAACUCUGAACUUGUGGGUUUGUCCCUUUUCAGUGGUCAGAUUUGCAUAAAUUUGUAGCUGUGGAGCUCCUAACAAUAUGCAAGCAGCACGUUCUUAACCAUUAAAACUUGGGUAUGUUUUGUUUUGUCUGUUUGAUUGAACAUGUUUGAUUAUUGGUUCUUCUUCAUAGACUUUGAAUAAGAGGAAUAUCUGGAAAGAAACAAACCCAUGCUAUGGAGAAGUAUCUUAAAAUUCUUAAAUCUAAAGUUUCUUCUUUUUCUUUCUUUUCUUGAGGAAAAGAAAGCAGGAAAUGUGCUGUUUCUGAAAUAGCCUGUAAAAAGGAUCAUAUAAAAACUUCCCAGGAAAACAUAUCCUCUGUUGAAUUAAAAGGAAAAUGGGAUUUCCCUUUCCAUAUUCCCUUUAGUCUGUCUGCAGGGUUAACGGUGCCUAAGUGACCCUGAAAAAGUUUUUUUCCUUUUCACUUCCUUGGGCCUUCAAAAUAAUUUCAUCACUUCGAAAAUGUUAAAUUUAAUGUUCCAAACGGACAAAGUUUCAGUUCUGUAAGACAGGUCCUCAGGUACACAACUGCUGGUGGAGGAAAGUCCUGUUGAUCUGCUGUGGGAGAUUUUAAUCAAAAUUUUGUGUAGACUUGUGUGGGAAAAGCAAAGGUAAAGUUUUGUUGGAAUACCUGCAACUGGUAUACACUAUUUAAUGGAUUAUUCCUGUAAUGAACGAAGCAGGAUCAGGCCUGAAAAGGCGUGGAUUUCAUGAAAACAUGAAAUUUUGCAGUCCUUCCUACCCAUCCUAUCCCAGCUAAUAUUUUCUGGCUUUCUUCUCAGAAUGGAAGAGACUUUUAUGGUCUCUGCCUGGUGAAAACUGCUGUUCAAAAUUUAUGCAGGGCUUGCAAACAAGUAAAAGUUUUCUGUCUAAUCCUAUUUGAAUUCCUGCAGCUGUAAACUUUUAGUGUCUGGAACGGUAAUAAGUUCAAUAUAUAUAUAUAAAUAUAUAUAUAGAGAGAGAUGUAUAUUGGUAUGUAUAUUCAUGGGAGACUGUAUUGUAAUGUAAUGACACAAAUGUAAUUUUCAUUUCAAUUUUGGAGAAUAAAGCAAAGCCAUCUUCUGUGGGUCAUAGUUCUCCCACACUGCCUGCCUCAGAGAAUGGGACUUGAAUUUUUCCAAUGAAAUUAGAAUGUCAUGGCCUUGACCUGAAUAGAAACAAAUGUUAAAAAAAUAUUUACACAGAAGAUGCAAGUGUAAUCCAUGGGAUUUCUCUGGCUGUUAAUUUGUGAGCAUUGUUAAUUCAGUAGCAA
Molecule: messenger RNA, 6949 nt
Organism: Zonotrichia leucophrys gambelii
Lineage: Eukaryota; Metazoa; Chordata; Aves; Passeriformes; Passerellidae
Gene: NSUN3
Product: NOP2/Sun RNA methyltransferase 3
Exons: 8
Coding region: 24-1187 (387 amino acids)
Biological process (GO): rRNA methylation
Cellular component (GO): mitochondrial large ribosomal subunit
Molecular function (GO): RNA methyltransferase activity
Source: RefSeq, a predicted model, not a curated record